UCUUGCUGCGCUUCCGGGCUGGGCAGAGAAGACCCAGGGAGGAGCCCCGAGCGGCAGCCAUGGAGAAGUCGGCCUCCCAGGCCCGAGGUGAGCUGGCGGAAUCUCGGGGAGCCCGAGGUCAGGUCUUGGCGGGAGGCGGAGGAGGGGGGUCAGUAAUGGGGAGACAGAGGAGAGCGGCGGCGCCAAAUCUGCCAGCCUGGCCUCCUGCUAGCAGUGCCGGGCAGGGGCGAGCACAGGGCGAGCACCUACUGGAGCCCGGGCGCUGGGCGAGCUCCUGGGGCCGGCCCUUCCCUGGGGGCCCUGCACGGCCCUGUUACUUGGGCCGCCCAGAAGUGGCCGCUCCCCGGGCGCCCGGGCUUAGUCCUUGCCCUGAAACAGCCGCCGUGUGGCCCUUCUCCUCCUCCCGGUAAAUGACACGUGUCGGGGCUGGGCCGUCGGUCCCCGGUUUUUACAAUUUGAUGCUCCAACCGAGCGAGAGCUUCCCCGGCGUUUGCGCCUCCUCCGGGAAGCGGGGCCGCGGCUCCUCGGCCGCCGAGGGGAAGCGGGGACGGAGACUUCGCGGGCCGCGGGCACCUCGCGCUCGCUAUUUCUGCUGCCGGGCCUGUCCCUCCCUCCCGCCUUCCCUCGUAAAUGAGUGAUUGGGAAAGAAGCUCUCCCAGCGUGAGGAGAAGGCGGGUGUCCUUCCCAUCGUGCUCCCAAUGGAAGAGGCGGUGUCCGGGGCCGGCCCUGGUGCCUUCUGGGUACAUCUCUCUGUAUAACGGCCUCCGUGCCUUUGUGGCGGCUUGCCUGGGAGGCGGAAUUAAGGGAUGUCCCGCGACUUCUGAGAGGUAACACAGGACUUUAGAAAUAAGCGUGGGCAAAACCCCCCGGGCACAGAGAACUAUGGGAAGUUUGAGUCGGUUAUGGAGGGAAGAUGUAGCAGGGAAAAAUGGAUAGCACCCAGAGCGGGACCAGCAUCGAGCAUUUAUUGAGCACUUACUGUAUAAGAAAAGCAGAAAAGGACAGAAUUCACGAAAUUCUCGGCCAGGUGAGUAGAGAAGACACGGUGACAGAAUCUCAGCGGAUGAGUAUUUAUCCAGGAUCUUUUAUGUCCCAGGCCCUGUACUGGACAGUGGCAACGGGAAGGCAGAAGUCAGCCCUUGUCCCUGGGUAGCUCAGAGUCUGGUGGGAAACAGCUACAGACAGACGAGGUGAAUACACAGUAAAUUGGAGAUAAUCUGUAGAGGGAAGGCAUUGCACUUGAGAGAGGAUGGGAAGGGUCUUGGAGAAGGUGGACAUGAAGCUGGGACUUAAAGGGCCAGGGAGGUCGGUAGUCAGAGCAGGGCUGCAUUGGAGGCCAGAGAAAGGGCUCAGACCCAGGAGAUGGAGGCUCUUGUUCCUGAGCAGCCAGGAGACCAGUGGCUCAAAGUGUUCAGAAUAGAUAAAAAUCCAUGGGACAUAGAAGAAGGAACGGGUGGUUUUCCAGGUCAGGGAUCCUCAUGUAAGGUUAAUGACCCAGUUUUCUAUUUGAGUUUGAUACCAUGGCACCAGGCCCUGGGUUGUGGCUGAGGCCCGAGGUGAGAGCAUCCCCGGGGCUGGGGGACGGGAGAUUGUUUAGCACCUGCAGGGGAGGCUGGCUCUCUGCCCUGACCUCUGUCGUUUCAUCCAGUUCAGGCUCCCCAGUCCUCUGCCAUCCCCCAAGGCUGGAGUGUGGAGGAUGAGGAAGCAAUGACUUCUGGGUUCCUGUUAUCCGGAUUCCAGGAAUCAGUCACAUUCAAGGAUGUGGUUGUGGAGUUCACCUGGGAGGAGUGGAGAGAUCUGGAUCCCAUGCAGAGAGCCCUGUACAGGCGUGUGAUGCUGGAGAACUACGAGAACUUCGUCUUCCUGGGAUUGCCCGUUUCCAACCUGGACAUGACCUCUCUGUUGGAGAGAGGAGAGGCACCUUGGAUGCCCAAGGGAGAAGAACCAAGAAGGCACUGCCCAGAUUUCCAUACUCAGGAGACCAGAUGUGAAACUCAGGGAUCAGGAUGGUCGCAGGCCAUUAGCACAGGAGCAGCGUCUAAGAAAAGACUAAAAGCAGAAAAUUCCCAGCUUUAUCAAAUGGGAGAAAUUGGAGAAUAUGAUGCUGUUUUAGAGAGAGGUUCCAGAAGAGUAGCAGGAGCUCACAGGACAGCUUUUAAUAGCAUGAGCCUAUCUCAGGGUAAUACUUUCAGGAGAAGCUUUAGUCCAGGGUCUGGACUGGCUACACCAUGGAGUAGUGGUAUGAGGAAAAGUCCCCAUAAACAUAAGACACUUGGUAAGAGCUUCCAAGGGAUUUCCGAUCUAAUUAAAUGUUCUACAGUCUCCAUCGGGAAGAACCAUUCUAAAUAUAACAUUUGCAGGAAGCCCUUCAGCUACCACUCGGAUUUACUUAAGUUUCACAGACUCCAUGCUGGAGAAAAGCUACAUGAAUACAGCGAAAGUGGAAACACCUUCGGCAGAAGAUCAAACCUUCCUGAACAUCAGAGAAUUCAUGCCGUAGAGAAACCCUGUGAAAGUGGUAAAUGUGGCAAAGACUCCAUCAGUAAGAGACCUUUGGUUCAUCAUGAAGGCAUCCACACGAAAGAGAAACCCUUUGUCUGUAAUGACUGUGGGAAAGCCUUCAGCAAGAAGGGACACCUCAUUAUCCACGAGAGGAUUCACACUGGAGAGAAACCUUUUGAGUGUAACCACUGUGGGAAAGCCUUCAGCAAGAAGGGACAUCUCAUUAGCCACAAAAGAACUCACACUGGAGAGAAACCCUUUGAAUGUAUCGAAUGUGGAAAAGCCUUUAUCCAGAGGGGAGACCUUAACAGACAUCAGAGAACGCACACAGGGGUGAAACCCUUUGAAUGUAAUGAAUGUGGCAAAACCUUCACGGAGAAGGGAGCUCUGAUUAGACACCAGAGAACUCAUACUGGACUGAAACCUUUUGAAUGCAGUGAGUGUGGCAAAGCCUUCAGUGCAAAGGGAACCCUUAUUAUACAUCAGAGAACUCAUACUGGAGUGAAACCCUUUGAAUGCAAUGAAUGUGGGAAAGCCUUCACAGAAAAAGGAGCCCUUAUUAGACAUCAGCGAACUCAUACUGGAGUAAAACCCUUUGAGUGUAAUGAAUGUGGCAAAACCUUUAUUGACAGCGGAAGCCUUAUUCGACAUCAAAUAACUCACACUGGAGUGAAACCUUUUGGAUGUAAUGAAUGUGGGAAAGCCUUCAGCCAGAAAGUACAUCUUAUUAAACACCAGUUAACUCAUACUGGAGUGAAACCCUUCAGUUGUAAUGAAUGCGGAAAAGCCUUUACUUUGAAGGGUCUCCUUGAAAGACAUCAAAAAACUCAUAGUGGAGUGAAACCUUUUGGAUGUAAUGAAUGUGGGAAAGCCUUUACCUUGAAGGGACAUCUUGAAAGACAUCAAAUAACUCACACUGGAGUGAAACCUUUUGGAUGUAAUGAAUGUGGGAAAGCCUUUGGCCAGAAAGUACACCUUGUUGAACACCAGUUAACUCAUACUGGAGUGAAACCCUUCAGUUGUAAUGAAUGUGGAAAAGCCUUUAGUUUGAAGGGACACCUUGGAAGACAUCAGAAAACUCAUACUGGAGAGAAACCUUUUGAAUGUAAUGAAUGUGGGAAAGCUUUCAGUCAGAGGGAAACACUUAUUAGACAUCAGAAAACUCAUACUGGAGAGAAACCUUUUGAAUGUAACGAAUGUGGGAAAGCCUUCAGUGAGAGGAGAACACUUAUUAGACAUCAGAGCAUUCAUACUGGGGUGAAACCCUUCCAGUGUAAUGAAUGUGCUAAAGCCUUCUCUCGGAAAGAUGAACUCAUUAACCAUCAGAGAACUCAUACUGGAGAGAAACCCUUUGAAUGUAACCAGUGUGGGAAAACCUUCAGUCAAAAAAUAAACCUUGUUAACCCUUGGAUGUUAACUCAUACUUGCAUGUUCUAUCCUCCCAAUACAACAUGGUUAACUUCUCAGCAUUAGUGGACACCCUACUUACGUAUGACUUAUUGUCCUGAUGAAAACCCCUGUAUGUUUAACAUGGGACAGUCAUAGGAAACAUUAGUGAAUUAAUGUGAAAGAUGCUAAAGAAUAGUUGGGUAGAUAUAAUUAUAAAAGGAAUAGUCAUCUUUUGUAGAAUACCGCAGAUACGAGCUGAUAGUGAAUGUCACUAGCCACCAUAUUGUUUGGAGUUCUCAGAGAGUUUUUUAAAACACUGUUCUUCCUUGACAGUCUUUGCUGCAACAUACUAAAGAUGCCAUUAGGUGACAGUACAGCUUCUUAAAUUUGUGGAUCAAGUGGGCUUGAUUUUUGUUUUUUAGUUAAACAUUCUGGCAAAACCACUGAAAUUUCUUAAACUAGUUCAGUUCUCUCUUUUUUUUUCUUUUCAUUUCAAAAUUACUCAUUUACAAGAACAUUUAAAUUUUAAAAGCAUUACCAUAUCAGGAAAAGUAAUCUUUAUUUACAUUUUGUUAAAUAAAGCAUAUGUAUAUUUACUUUGACAA
Messenger RNA from Antechinus flavipes (yellow-footed antechinus), 4496 nucleotides. Its product is annotated as zinc finger protein 260-like. The record is from RefSeq and is a predicted model, not a curated record. Gene Ontology annotation, biological process: regulation of immune system process; regulation of cytokine production; negative regulation of transcription by RNA polymerase II. NCBI's taxonomy places the organism in Eukaryota, Metazoa, Chordata, Mammalia, Dasyuromorphia, Dasyuridae. The coding region runs from base 1708 to 3975 and encodes 755 amino acids. Gene Ontology annotation, molecular function: DNA-binding transcription factor activity, RNA polymerase II-specific; RNA polymerase II cis-regulatory region sequence-specific DNA binding. The transcript has 5 exons.